This is a messenger RNA of Durusdinium trenchii, 1491 nucleotides long. NCBI's taxonomy places the organism in Eukaryota, Dinophyceae, Suessiales, Symbiodiniaceae. The record is from the annotation of a GenBank genome assembly.
AUGGAAGACUGGACGAAGGCUGAGUCGGCCAAGGCGGAGGGGAACAAGUUCUUCCAAGAGGGGAAAUAUGCCAAAGCCUUGGCGGCGUAUUCGAUGGCGAUCGAACUUUCGGAAGAUGAUGAUGGCCUAGAUUCUUUGGAUGGGGUUAGCAAAUCCAAGAACCCCAGCGUCCAGAUCUACUACGCCAACCGGGCUUUUUGCCACAUCAAGAUGGAGAACUUUGGCUCCGCCCUGGUGGAUGCCACCAAGGCCAUCGAGGCCAAGGAAGAUUUCCCGAAGGGCUGGUACCGGCGGGGCACUGCCCAAAUGGCGCUGGGACGUCCCAAGGAAGCUUUGCGGGACUUCAUGCAGCUGUGUAAGUUGGCCCCCAAUGACAAGGACGCGCGAGACAAGCUGAAGCAGUGUCAAAAGCAAGUGAACGCUGAGAAGUUUGCGAAGGCCAUUGGCUGUGAAAAGACGAAACCCAUCAGUGAGACCGUGAACGUGGAGCAGAUGCCGGUGGACGCCAGCUACACAGGACCUGUGUACGUCUCUGGCGCUUGCACCAGCGACUUUUGUCAACAGCUCAUGGAGCAUCAGAGGAAGGAGCUCGUGAUCGCCAAGAAGUUUGCCUAUCAAAUCGUUUUGGAUAUGAUUGAAAUGUUGAAGACUUCCAGCACUUUAGUGGACAUCGAGGUCCCAGACAUGGGCGAGGUGACCGUGUGCGGAGAUGUUCAUGGGCAGUUCUAUGAUCUGCUCAAUAUCUUCUCCUUGAACGGAAUUCCCUCCGAACAAAACCCUUAUCUCUUCAACGGCGACUUCGUGGACCGAGGCUCUUUCUCUGUCGAGGUGAUCCUCACGCUCUUUGCGUGGAAGUUGGCGUAUCCGAAUCACCUGCAUUUGGCGAGAGGGAACCAUGAGACCCGGAACAUGAACAAGCUCUAUGGCUUUGAGGGGGAAGUCACCAAGAAGUAUGAUGAAGACCUCUACCAGCUGUUUUGCGAAGCCUUUUGCUUGCUGCCUCUUUGCCAUGUCAUCAACCAGCAGGUCUUCGUGGUGCACGGGGGGCUCUUUUCGAAGGAUGACGUCAGCUUGGAAUCCAUUCGAAAGGUGAACCGGGAUUGUGAGCCACCGGACGAGGGCUUAAUGACCGAGAUGCUCUGGAGUGAUCCUCAACCUGGCCGUGGCCGGGCGCCCUCGAAGAGAGGGGUCGGAGUGGCCUUUGGCCAAGACGUGACUGAAAACUUCUUGAAGGUGAAUAACCUGAAGAUGGUGAUCCGGAGCCACGAGAUGAAAGAGGAGGGCUACGAGAUCGAACACGACGGGAAGCUCGUCACCGUCUUCUCCGCUCCGAACUACUGCGACCAGAUGGGGAACAAGGGCGCCUUCAUCCGAUUGGAUGGCAAGACCAUGACCCCGAAGUACAAGUCCUUCGCCCAUGUGCCCCACCCCAACGUGCGACCCAUGCAGUAUGCCAACCCCAUGUUGGGGCAACUGAUGGGGAUGGCCUGA